This is a messenger RNA of Pygoscelis adeliae (Adelie penguin), 1068 nucleotides long. It is a transcript of the gene LAD1, whose product is annotated as ladinin 1. Bases 1 to 1068 code for a protein of 355 amino acids. The record is from RefSeq and is a predicted model, not a curated record. NCBI's taxonomy places the organism in Eukaryota, Metazoa, Chordata, Aves, Sphenisciformes, Spheniscidae. The transcript has 8 exons. Gene Ontology annotation, molecular function: structural molecule activity.
AUGCUGUUAUGUUUCAUCCCAAACAGCCUGGCCAGGCAGAGGACCCUUGAGGAUGAAGAAGAGCAGCAAAGAGAGCGCCGGAGAAGGCACCGGAGCCUGCUGUCCUCCACAUCGAUGGAUGAAGAGCCUCCUAGCCCUGUGAAAGACACCAGUCCAGCUUCCAGCAGUUCGGAGGUGCUGAAGACGCAAGAAGGGAGACGGAUAAGGUCCCCGAUGGCCAUCUCUGAAAAGCUGAGGCAGGAUAAGGAGCAGCAGGGGCCAGGGGGGGGAGCGAGCCACGUGGAGGCAGGGACGCAGCCACGCAUGGGGCAGGAGAGCAUCCAGGCUGGAGAGCGGGGUCAGGAUGCAGCCAAGGGCAGAGGGGACCCACCAGGAGACCAGCACCCAGAGCCGGCCUCGGAGAGGAAGGCAGUGGUGAGAGGACGUCUCCAGGACAAAGAGGGACAAGGUGUGGGGAUGCCUCGGGGGGAGCAGAGGAAGGAGCAACCAUCCAGGAAUCCCUCAAAGGAGGUAAUGCAGGUGUCUCCCACCCAAGAUGAAGCUGUAGAAAAGUCAGAUACUUCUCCAACUCAUGUCACCUACAGCAGCUCCAUCAGACGAACCAGCCCAAGAACUGUCUCCUUUCGGAUGAUCUCAAGAAAACAGAAAGAAGAAAGCCAAAGCCCUCUCACAAGGAGUGCGAGUCUGAGGAUCCCGGGCAGCAGCACCACCAUUGGGGAGAAGCUGGAAAAGUACACCUCAGCUGUGCAGCGCUCAGAAGUGGUGAAAUCAUCCCUGACUAUUCAGAAGAGCCUCUUGUCCUCGGAGGGGGUGGCCAGCAAGCGCAACUUCUUUGAGGCAAGCGCUCCCAGCAAGGCUGAGCCACUUGCUGUCAGGAAGGACAACCUGAAGAUCCCGGGAUCAGUGACAUCCCGCAUUAAUCUGUGGAUCAGCCGAGCUCAGGAGCCUGCCAAGGAGGAAAAGAGCAAGGACAUCAGGAAAAUAAACAGCCUGCCAAACCGUGAUGUCUGGGUAAAGCAGCCUGGAGACACCCCUGGAGACACCAAGGUAGACAUGGAGCUGCUCUGA